AUGACCUCCCAAAUUUAUCAGCAUUAUUCCACCAAGGUGGAGGCUGCCGUCAACCGUCUGGCCAACCUGCAUUUGAGGGCCUCCUAUACCUACCUCUCUCUGGGCUUUUAUUUCCACUGCGACGAUGUGGCUCUGGAGGGCAUGGGCCACUUCCCUGAGCUGGCCGAGGAGAAGCGCAAGGGAGCCCAGUGUUUCUGGAAGAUGCAAAACAAGUGUAGUAGCUACUUUCUCUUCCAGGAUGUGCAGGAGCCGUCCCACAAUGAGUGCGGUACAACUCAGGACACCAUGGAAGCCGCCAUGGUCAGGGAGAACCUGAACCAGGCCCUUUUGGAUCUGCAGGCCUUGGGUUCUGCCCACACAGACCCUCAGCUCUGUGAUUUCCUGGAGAACCACUUCCUGGAUGAGGAGGUGAAACUCAUCAAGAAGAUGGGCAACUACUUGACUAACCUCUGA
Molecule: messenger RNA, 453 nt
Organism: Pteronotus mesoamericanus
Lineage: Eukaryota; Metazoa; Chordata; Mammalia; Chiroptera; Mormoopidae
Product: ferritin light chain-like
Exons: 1
Coding region: 1-453 (150 amino acids)
Biological process (GO): intracellular iron ion homeostasis; iron ion transport
Cellular component (GO): cytoplasm
Molecular function (GO): ferric iron binding; ferrous iron binding
Source: RefSeq, a predicted model, not a curated record